AUGUUCCAGAAUAGUACAUCUAUUGAAUCAGGAAUUUAUUCAAAACAAUUUGAUGAUGAUCGAUUUACUGAUGAGUCUUCGUCACAAGAUUUCUUCAAUUCAUCAAAUAGAAAAUUAUCCGAUGAUCAAUCAGAUUUUGUACCGAUUAUUUUUGAUUCUGAAAUCAAUUGCAAUAGUUGUUUGACAGAUGUUAAUGAUUUAUUUUGUGAUAAAAAUACAUUUUCACCAUGUAUUGAACCAGAAACACCUAGUUUAAGCAAACCGGUGAUAACAUCAACUCGAGGUGGACGUAUGAAUAGUAAAUAUGGAAAAGGAAAACCAGCACAAGCUUAUAUUAAUUCAGAUAUAACAAAUCGAAAACGUGUUCGACGAACAGUUCGUCGUCGUCAUCGAUUAACUUCUGAUUCUCCUACACCACCACAAUCGAUUAGUCCACAAUCAUAUACAUCAAAUUCAGAUAAUCUACAACCUAUGCAAUAUCAUAGAACUUUAUCAAGUUCACGUGGGAGACCAAUUAAAGUACGCAAAGAUGAUUAUAACACACCUACAACAGUUAAUGAGAAUCCAUCUACUCAACAAGGACCAAUAAAAGAAGAUGAAGAACAUCAUUCAGUUACUGUUUUGUGUUCUUCGAAUGAAGUUUAUGGUGUUUCUCAAGAUAUGUGUGUUAGUUGUGGAAGUAUUGGUUUAAAUGAAGAAGGUCGACUUAUAUCAUGUUCACAAUGUGGACAAAGUUAUCAUCCAUAUUGUGUUGGAUUUACAAAAAUGUUAUCAAAAGUACUUUUUGAUAAAGGUUGGCGUUGUCUUGAUUGUACUGUAUGUGAAUGUUGUGGUAAAACAACAGAUGAAGCAAAACUUUUAUUAUGUGAUGAUUGUGAUAUAUCCUAUCAUACAUAUUGUCUAACACCACCACUUGAUCAUGUACCAAAAGGAAAUUGGAAAUGUCAAUGGUGUGUUCGUUGUUUAAAAUGUGGUUCAACAACACCAGGUAUUGAUUGUCAAUGGGAAAAUAAUUAUACUCAAUGUGGUCAAUGUUAUUCAUUAGAAACAUGUCCAUUAUGUUUACGUAAAUAUAAUUUAGAUGAAUUAAUAAUACAAUGUAAAAAUUGUAAUCGUUGGUGUCAUAGUAUGUGUGCAAACAUAUUUACAGAAGAUAUGGCUGAAAAGCAUUGUCAUGAACAAACAUUUUUAUGUCUUUUAUGUAAAUCUGAUCAAUCAACAUUAACAUUAAUGCGUUAUUCAUCAAUAGAUGAUCAACAAAUUUUACAAACAAAAUCUGUUAAAUAUGAUGAAGGUGUUUAUUUAACUGAUCAUGGUCUUGCACAUUUAAAAUCUAUUCGACCAAAAAUUUUAACGAAUCAUCCAACAAGAAAAUCAAAACAAUUAAUACAAAAAAAUCAAAAUUUAUUUAAACGUACUAAUUCAACAUUAAUUAAUGAUGAUGAAAGAUCUGAUGAAGAAAAAAUUCAUUUAAAUAAUGAACAACAAAUUAAAAAAUCUUCAAUUAAAAAAUAUACAGGUACAAAUUUUAUAUCAACAUAA
Molecule: messenger RNA, 1542 nt
Organism: Rotaria sp. Silwood2
Lineage: Eukaryota; Metazoa; Rotifera; Eurotatoria; Philodinida; Philodinidae
Source: the annotation of a GenBank genome assembly